CGCGGACCUCCCAGCGCGCCCGCCCUGUUUACUCAUCCCCGCGGAGCGCCCGGGGAGCGAGGGCUGCGCGCGCGCCCCGAAAGCCUAGCAAUCUGAGGACGCGGUAUCAGCCCUUCCCACAGGCACUUCCUUCCCGUUCCCGAACGUCCAGGGAGGGAGGGCCAAGCGCUUAAAAACGCACGCCCAGGCCGCCCGGGUGUCAGAGCCGCCUGGCGUGGGCGCGUCCAGUCGGCCACCGCAGCUGCUCCGCUCGCGCCUCGGGCCCGCAGAGACCAGCCCUGCUCCCCGGCCGCAGCCCGGACAAGCAUGCUCGUCCUUCUCCUCGGGGUCCUGGCCCCCGCCGGCUGGGGGCUGCCGGCGCCCACCGAGCCUCCGCCCCACGGCAGCCAGUGCGUCGAGCACGACUGCUUCGCGCUCUUUCGGCAUCCGGAAAGCUUCGCGGCUGCCAGCCUGUCCUGCAAGCGGCGGCACGGCCACCUGAUGACCGUGCGCUCCUCCGUGGCGGCCGACGUCAUCUCCCUGCUUCUGGGCGGAGACGGCGGGGUCGGGCUGAAGCUCUGGAUCGGCCUGGAGCUGCCGCCCAACUGCAGCGACGUUGCCCCUCUCGGGCCCCUGCGCGGCUUCCGGUGGGUGACAGGCGACAACAGUACGAGCUACAGCAGGUGGGCUCGCGUGGCCGACGAGGCGCCCCUCUGCGGGCCGCUGUGCGUCGCCGUCUCGGCGGCCGCGGGCGCGGGCGAGUUGGCCUGGGAGACACAGCGCUGCAACGCCACGGCCGACGGCUUCCUCUGUGAGUUCCCCUUCGCGGCGUCCUGCCGGCCGCUGCCCGUGGAGGCCGCGGCCGCUAACGUCUCCAUCACCUACAGCACCCCCUUCGGGGCGCGUGGGCCUGACUUCCAGACGCUGCCCGAGGGGAGCAUCGCCACCGUGGAGCCUUCCGCGCUGCAGCUGGUGUGCCGGGCCUCGCCGGGGGAGGGCGAGGCGCGCUGGGGUCGAGAGGUGCCCGGCGCCUGGGUCUGCAGCGUGGACAACGGCGGCUGCGAGCACGCGUGCACCCUGAGCGCCGGGGCGCCGCGCUGCGUGUGCGCGGCCGACACCGUCCUGCAGCCCGAUGGGCGCUCCUGCGCGGCGCGCGACGACCACGCGUGUCACAGGCUCUGCGAGCAAUUCUGCGUGCUCAGCACCGACGCGCCCGGCGAGUACUCGUGCAUGUGCGCGACGGGUUACCGCCUGGCGGCUGACCAGCACCGCUGCGAGGACGUGGACGACUGCUUGUUGGAGCCGAGCCCGUGCAAGCAGCGCUGCGUCAACACGCAGGGAGGCUUCGAGUGCCAUUGCUUCCCUGGCUACGAAAUGCUGGACGGGGAGUGCGUGGAGCUCCUGGACCCAUGCUUCGGGAACGACUGCGAGUAUCAGUGCCAGCCUAUAGGGGAGACCGACUUCCGCUGCAUCUGCGCAGAGGGCUUCGCGCCCGACCCGAAGGACCCUCACAAGUGUCUGAUGUUCUGCAACAAGACUGUCUGCGAAGCCGACUGUGACCCCAACAGUCCGGGUGUCUGUCGGUGCCCUGAAGGCUACAUCUUGGACGAGGACUCCAUGUGCGCUGACAUAGAUGAAUGCGCCAGCAACGAAUGUACGGGCGCCUGCCGCAACCUCCCUGGCAGCUUUGAGUGUCUCUGCGGCCCAGAGACUGCCCUUGCUGGCCAGGUUGCCACCGACUGCGAUCCAGUUAAGGUGAAUGAGGACGCAGGCUCUGGAGAGCCGCCCAUUAGCCCGACUCCCAGCGCCACUUCUAGGCCCUCGCCUGCGGGGCCCAUGCACUCUGGGGUGCUCAUUGGCAUCUCCAUUGCGAGCCUGUCUCUGGUGGUGGCACUGUUGGCACUCCUCUGCCACCUGCGCAAGAAGCAAGGCACUUCUCCAGCUGAGCUGGAGUACAAGUGUGGGUCCCCAGCUAAGGAAGUGGUUCUGCAACAGGUGCGAACGGACCUAACGGCCCAGAAACUCUAAGGUGGCCUGCCUCUUUGCUGGGCUUCCCAGGUCCCCCUUCCAGAAAUGGGCCCCCUAAAGCAUCCCAGCAGUCAUCAGAAUGUAGAAGUCUCUGAGCUCUUUUCACCGAGGUGCGUCUGUAUUCGACUAAAGAGAAGGGUUAGAAGGAAAGUGUGCCCUGCCACUUACAUGAUGUCCCCUGAAACUGGGCAGAGGUGAGACUUUACAAUGAAGAUACAGACUGCAAAGUGUCCCUUGCCGUCAUCCUGGACCCCAGAAGGACGAAUGUGACUUGGAAGCAGGCCUGAGGGCAGACUCUGAUCCUGUGGGUGAUGCACUAGUGAGUGUAACUGAACAAUGGAUGAUAGUUGUAAUAUUUAUUUUUCAGGAAUUUAUAUUUUCUCCUUUAUUUUGCAUCCUUUCCCCACCUGUGUGCUUCCAACACUCACUCUGUACCCCUCUCCUCCUUCCCACUUUCAUCUUCCUUCUUCUUUUUUCUGUAUUUAUAUACUCUCACUAGGUAAGUGACAGUUAAAAUAUCUUGAAUAUGCCUCAUCCCCUCUCAGUCCUGCCAAGUUGUUUUUCAGCUACGAAACAAAACUCCAUUUCUGUUUCCAUCAUUUCUCCUAGUUUUUCUCUCCCAGGAAAUAUCCCUAAUCUACCAAGUCUCUCUGCCUAUGUCUGACCCUACUUCUUGUCUGUCUAAGCACCCAUGUGAAAUGGAAAUGAAAACACUAAAAUCAAGAAUGAUGGGGGAAGGGCGAUUAUCUCUUUCACUGGGUUUGCUAAUUUAUUCUGAACUUUCAGAUUUCCAGAGCAAUAUCAUUGAACAAAGAUUAAGGUGCAUGUAUUAAAUUAAUGUUGCUAGACCAUCGUAAAAAUUAAACCCAAGGAGUUUUUAAUUUUUAUUUUUAAACAGUGAGCUUGGGUUUUGUUGUUAUUGCUGUUUUGAUUUUACCUGAAAGUUGGUAAUUGUUAUUAAGCUGCGUGUGCAGUUUCCUUUUCUACUAUUAUUAUUGUGAGUUGUUAUUGAAAGUUUUGAAAAUGUUUGCAUUAUUGAUUUUAGAUUGAAAAGGAAACACCUUGUAGAAGACAGUUUAAGACUGUGUGAACUGCAUGAUUCAUAUAAUAGUCAUUUUGACAAGCCAAAAUAAAAUCUGCUCUACUCAUUUAGGGGGAUCUGGGAGCUUGGCAUGGAACCAGGAGGAUGCCCUGGUAGGGUCUCAUCAUGAUUUGGCCUUGAGAAUUUUUUCCACUUCAGAGAAGCAUCGCAGUCCUAGCUAUUAGAAUGUGGUGGCUUGAUAUGAAGUGGUGGUUCCCCACUUAGAAAUACAGUAUCAGGUUCCAUGGCCAUACUUCCUUCAAGAUAGUCUAUUUUAAUAAUACCCUCAGUGGGGUUGUCUACACUGUAUAGUUGAAUAAAAUCAUCCCAGACAGUUCCUAACUUUCUGGGGUACAUUAAAUGUGGAUCAGUAAUAAGUGGCAGGUCAAAUCAGGCCUUUGUUUAUCAAGAAACUGAGGAAUUUUAUUUUAUAGCUUUUCUUUCUAAUAGAAGAAAAUAGGUACACACUUUUAGACACUGCUAUACAGAGUAGAGUUUGGUUAAACUAAGCUAGGAAUUAAAUUGUGCUUCUUCUAGAAAAAUAUGUAUGAGAUAGGUAAGUAUCUUUUGUGGUUAAAAAUGUUUUCCUCCACUAUUUUGUAAACUGAGAAUAUUUGUACAUAGUUAUUUAUUUAUGGAAAUAAAAAUAAAACACAGGCAAAAUCCUUGCUUAUGACAUCACAGGUAGAAAAUAAACAAAUAAUUGUU
Molecule: messenger RNA, 3796 nt
Organism: Sorex araneus (European shrew)
Lineage: Eukaryota; Metazoa; Chordata; Mammalia; Eulipotyphla; Soricidae
Gene: THBD
Product: thrombomodulin
Exons: 1
Coding region: 307-2007 (566 amino acids)
Cellular component (GO): membrane
Molecular function (GO): transmembrane signaling receptor activity; calcium ion binding
Source: RefSeq, a predicted model, not a curated record